AUGUCGUCAAAGAUUAACAAUGGUGUCGGUGUCCAGGUCGAAGACACAAAGAUAUGCGUCGUCAUGGUUGGCCUGCCCGCCCGGGGAAAGAGCUAUAUUGCCCAGAUAGCCCAGCGCUACCUUCAAUGGCUCUCUAUCCCGUCAAAGACGUUCAACGUCGGCAGCUAUCGCCGCAAUGAUGCCCCGCAGCCCAGGGCCGACUUCUUCGACACCAGCAAUGCCGAGGGCGAGCAGAAGCGCCGCGCGGCAGCCCAGGCCGCCGUCGCAGAUAUGCUGGCCUGGUUCCGCACCGGGGGCGUCGUCGGCAUCCUCGAUGCCACAAACUCGACAAAGGAGCGCCGCAAAUGGGUCAACGAUGCCUGCACAGCCCAAGGAAUCGAGGUGCUGUUCGUCGAGAGCAAGUGUGACAACGAGGACGUCAUCAUGGCCAACAUCCGCGAUGUCAAGACUACGAGCCCAGACUACCGCGGCCAGGACCCAGAGGAUGCCGCCCAGGACUUCCGGAACCGCAUCCGCAACUACGAGAAGAUCUACAAGACGAUUGACGCCGACGGUGACGAGGACGACUACACCUAUCUCAAGAUCAUGGACAUUGGCAAGCAAGUCAUCAUCAACCGCAUCCAGGAUUACCUCCAGAGCCGCAUCGUCUACUACCUCAUGAAUCUCCACAUCCGCCCACGCUCCGUCUGGCUGUCGAGGCACGGAGAGUCCGAGUACAACUUGGACGGCAGGAUUGGCGGCGACACGCUUCUGUCGCCUCGCGGCGAGCUCUACGCUCGCAAGCUCCCCGAACUGGUGCGGGAAUCUGUCGGCGACGAUCGGCCCCUUACCGUGUGGACGUCGACGCUCAAGAGGACCAUUGCCACUGCCCGUUUCCUUCCCCCGCACUACAACCAGCUGCAGUGGAAGGCCCUCGACGAGCUCGACUCGGGCGUUUGCGACGGACUGACGUAUCAGGAAAUCAAAGACCGUUUUCCCGAAGACUUCGCGGCGCGCGAUGAGGACAAGUACAACUACCGCUACCGCGGGGGCGAGUCGUACCGCGACGUGGUGAUUCGCCUGGAGCCCAUCAUCAUGGAGCUGGAACGUAGCGAAGACAUCCUCAUUGUCACGCACCAAGCCGUGUUGCGAUGCAUCUACGCCUAUUUCAUGAAGAAGGAUCAGGCCAAGAGCCCGUGGAUGAAUGUGCCGCUGCACACGCUCAUCAAGCUGACGCCUAGGGCCUACGGGACCGAAGAGGUGCGGUACGAGGCGAACAUCCCUGCCGUCAGCACGUGGCGCGGGAAGGGCAGUACGGCGCAACACGAGAAUCCCACUCCCGAUAAUCUGUGA
This is a messenger RNA of Hirsutella rhossiliensis, 1332 nucleotides long. Its product is annotated as 6-phosphofructo-2-kinase domain-containing protein. Gene Ontology annotation, biological process: fructose 2,6-bisphosphate metabolic process; fructose metabolic process. Lineage: Eukaryota; Fungi; Ascomycota; Sordariomycetes; Hypocreales; Ophiocordycipitaceae. Gene Ontology annotation, molecular function: fructose-2,6-bisphosphate 2-phosphatase activity; ATP binding; 6-phosphofructo-2-kinase activity. The transcript has 4 exons. Bases 1 to 1332 code for a protein of 443 amino acids. The record is from RefSeq and is a predicted model, not a curated record. Gene Ontology annotation, cellular component: cytosol.